UUCUACCGUUUACUCCAACGGCAUGUGGUAACGUCUGGAAAGUCGUAGAUUACUCGUACGCGAGGGGAAAACAACAAAUAAUACACGAACAACACUCUUGUUGCGAUAUCUGAUCACACUUUUGAAAAUUUCUCUAAAAAUUCAAUCGUUUCUCUACCUAAACUCCACGAAGAAGGAGAUCGAUGGCGCUUAAUCCUAAUCUGUAUGGUAACGGGAUGCCCGUAGCGUUCGUCAACGAGAUGUUCGUCUUAAUUAGAGACGGCGUCGAAUUUGAGGUCGACAAGAUCCCCGGGGCACCUGGUGGAAUGGGGAAAGCAAAGGGGAAAAUCUAUUUGUCAAAUGUCCGGAUGGUGUUUGUUGCUGAUAAACCUACAAACAAUUUUAUUGCUUUUGAUAUGCCUCUGCUUUAUGUACAUGGAGAAAAAUUCAACCAACCGAUUUUCCACUGCAACAAUAUAUCGGGACUUGUGGAGCCUGUAGUCCCAGAUGAUCAACAUCGUGCAUUGUACUCCACUCACACUUUCAAGAUUUUAUUCAAGGAAGGAGGUUGUGGGACAUUUGUGCCUUUAUUUUUCAACUUGAUAAAAUCCGUGCGACAAUAUAAUCAACAAUUUGGUGGCCCAACUGAGCCCCGUGCCCCUGAUCCUUUAAGAGCCGCUCAAACUCCUGUUGACGAAAUGAUGAGACACGCAUAUGUUGAUCCGAAUGAUCCGACAAGAAUCUUUCUACAGCAGCCGAACUCAGAAUCACAGCUCAGACGCCGAACAUAUAAUCCUCAGACUGAAUGAAAUAUGGAUUUUAAAAAAUGAAACUCUUUGAAUAUUUUAGUAAUCUUUACUUGUGAAGUUCUUGUGUACAUGAGAUCUCUAGCUCUUUGUGUAUUGAUAUAUUGCACUUUGGUAACUAAAUGGCUUGUACUGUUUCUUUUAAA
Lactuca sativa (garden lettuce) is the source of this 931-nucleotide messenger RNA. RefSeq names its product UPF0664 stress-induced protein C29B12.11c. NCBI's taxonomy places the organism in Eukaryota, Viridiplantae, Streptophyta, Magnoliopsida, Asterales, Asteraceae. The record is from RefSeq and is a predicted model, not a curated record. Gene Ontology annotation, cellular component: nucleus. Gene Ontology annotation, biological process: positive regulation of DNA-templated transcription. Gene Ontology annotation, molecular function: chromatin DNA binding; transcription coactivator activity.